AUGCACAGUACAACAUCCACAGAUACCCAGAUCAAUAUUCCCAAAGCUUGCUUGGUAGAGGAAAUUCUCACCACCGAGGAAGCUGCGAAGCAGCUAACCGCACAUCCAGAAGCAUCCCCGACGCCCGUUGAGCUGCAGCAGUGGCUUGCCGGCCUCUGGACCCUCGUUAACGACACCGCGGUAUAUUUACUAUCCUCACAGCCCAAAGUAAUCGCCAUCUUACAGACAAUCCGAACAUUCCCUAAAAUCGACGAGCCGAGGGGCGACGACGAGGAUGUUUUUGACUUCCACGACGGGUUUAUCUGGCGCGAACUUACAGACUGGGCAGACAAUUUCAAUCACCACGCCUCCAAUUACUUCCUUAAAGCAUGUAGAAGCAAUGAAGAGAAAGCCGCUCGCAGAGAAGCCUGGAUCGGCGCAAAUGCCUACACAGCCCGUCUCGCCGCGACGGGCGACGAGCCGCUAUCCUCAUAUGGGGUGGGGCUUGAUCGAGCCAGUACCACUUUUGUGGAUGCGUUGGAGUUCGAACACGAGCCUAAGAGCGAGCAAUGUGCUGCGCAGUUGUUCAGUUACGCGGCGGGUGAAUUAUAUCGGCGCUGCAAGGAUGGGUAUUCGGAGCCUCUUAGAUCGAUAAGCACGAGGGAGUCGAAAGUGAGAGCGCUUUGGCACGAUGUCAACGAAGAUGAGGGAUAUUUAGAGGAGUGGUGGAGAUUCUGGAUGGAGAGAUGGGGUGCUAUAUCAACCGGAGGUGGGCAGGGUUUGUCUGAGGAAGCUCGCGCAGCGGCGAAAAAGGCGCUGGAUGCCAUGGAGGGGGUUGAGAGCUGACUGUAUGCAAAGUUCACUGAAUUAUUAGAGCAGGAUAACCUUCAGAGUCAGUGCUGUGACAACCCUUGUCUAAUGUUCCGUGUAACUAAUGUCUUAGUAGCAGGUUGAGCACCAUCAUAUAAUGACAUAAGGAAGGUGUUGCAGGAUACAAUCUUGAAAGAUAUGAACAAAGUGUUUGUAUGCAUUGGCCACGCUACAUGGACAUAUCAAUGAGUGACCUAAAAGGGUCACUGCGAGAAAAUUGCCUUGGGCAACCAG
Aspergillus glaucus CBS 516.65 is the source of this 1083-nucleotide messenger RNA. Its product is annotated as DUF3632 domain-containing protein. The transcript is spliced from 2 exons. NCBI's taxonomy places the organism in Eukaryota, Fungi, Ascomycota, Eurotiomycetes, Eurotiales, Aspergillaceae. The record is from RefSeq and is a predicted model, not a curated record. Bases 1 to 825 code for a protein of 274 amino acids.